Messenger RNA from Poecilia reticulata (guppy), 2465 nucleotides. The record is from RefSeq and is a predicted model, not a curated record. Lineage: Eukaryota; Metazoa; Chordata; Actinopteri; Cyprinodontiformes; Poeciliidae.
CGCCAUCUUGACUCAUCUGUGGGUCUACAGCCACCGAAGCUACCAUCAACCGGGGUCUGCAGCGCAACAAAAUGAAAGCUGUGGAAUAAUUUCUGUCUGCUUUCUGUCUCAAACCCACGGGGACAGUGUGUCGGACAUAUUCCUGCUUAGUCAUCCCCACCUCCGGAGGGACUCUGUGGGAUAAACCGCCAGCUUAUCGGGCCCCGUCGUCGUGGCCCAGCAGGACUCGAGUGAAGUUGGGAGCCAAACUUCUGCUUCCUCCAGCUGCUGUCCGCAGGGCCCGGGGCUCCUGUCACCGGCCCUGUGGAUGAGGAAGUGAGUCGGGAUUAAAUCAGCCCGCAGGAGAAGGGAGUCCCUUUGAUGGGAGAGUCCUCCGUCCGAACCUGCUGGGUCAGUCGCCGCGCCAUGAUGGAUGAGCAGGAGGCCCUGAACUCCAUCAUGCAGGACUUGGCUGAGCUGCACCGCUCCAGCCGUCCUGCGGCCUUCCUGUCGGAGUUGGGGAAACCCAAAGCCUCGUCGCCCAAGAACCAGAACGACGUGAGGGUGAAGUUCGAGUUCAAAGGAGAGAAGAGGAUCCUGCAGUUUCCUCGGCCGCUGAAGCUGGAGGACCUGCAGGCCAAAGCCAGGGUGGCCUUUGGUCAGACCUUGGACCUYCACUACACCAACAACGAGCUGGUGAUCCCGCUGACGACGCAGGACGACCUGGACAAGGCGGUGGAGCUGCUGGACCGCAGCGUUCACAUGAAGAGCCUGAAGAUCCUGCUGGUGCUGCAGAGCGCUUCGUCCAACAUGGACCUCCUGCCGUCCCACGAGGAGCUGGACAACACGGGCUUCCGGGCUGGCUCCCAUUCAACAGACCGCAGCUCACCUCCUCCGGGGUACAUUCCCGAUGCGCUCCAGCAGGUGGCGAGGAACGGCUCCUUCACCAGCAUCAACAGCGAGGGGGAGUUCAUCCCAGAGAGCAUGGACCAGAUGUUGGACCCGUUGUCGAUGAGCAGUCCGGAGAACUCUGCGUCUGGAAGCUGUCCGUCGUUGGACAGCCCGCUGGACAGUGAUUACCCCAAAUCCAGGAUGCCUCGAGCGCAGAGUUACCCCGACAACCACCAGGAUUUUCCAGCAGCGCCGCACUUUGACCUCAGCAGUUASAAAAUAUUGUCAGGCUCCAUCAAGGACCAGCUGAAGGCGUACGGCGCGCUGACGGAGAACGUGACACGGCGCUACACGCGGCAGAUCCUGGAAGGCGUGUCCUACCUGCACAGCAACAUGAUCGUCCACAGGGACAUCAAAGGCGCCAACAUCCUGCGGGACUCGGUGGGCAACGUGAAGCUGGGCGACUUUGGCGCCAGCCGGCGGCUGCAGACCAUCUGCCUGUCGGGGACGGGCAUCAAGUCGGUGACGGGAACGCCGUACUGGAUGAGUCCGGAAGUCAUCAGUGGCGAGGGCUACGGCCGGAAGGCCGACAUCUGGAGCGUGGGAUGCACCGUGGUGGAGAUGCUGACCCAGCGGCCGCCCUGGGCCGAGUUUGAGGCCAUGGCGGCCAUCUUUAARAUCGCCACCCAGCCCACCAACCCGGUGCUGCCGCCGCACGUGUCGGACCAUUGCAGGGAGUUCCUGCGGCGGAUCUUCGUGGAAACUAAGCACCGUCCGUCUGCGGACGAGCUGCUGCGGCACUUCUUCGUACAUUGAAGCCCCGCCCACCUGCAGAGCAGCCAAUAAGGCCUUAGCUGAGGGGCGGGGCUGCCUCUGGCCACGCCUCUUCUCCGGAGCAGACGGACCCGAUGUUUGGCUUCAGCACCUUAACCUGUCAGAGGCUGGUACGUGUUCUGGACCCGACCCGACCCAGAAUGUAAUCCACUCCAGAACCCAGAGCGACGACCCAACGAAACACUCCCAGAAACUUCCUCUUCAGUCGGCACCGUGUGCCUUUUAUGGUUCUAACGGCACCGGACGACCCGGUACGACCCAAUGCGACCUGGUCCAGCCUGGUACGGCCCAGUCCAGAGGUUCUGGCCUCCUGGAUGAACCACCUUCACUCCGAACCCAACCCCAGCUGACCCAGUUCAGCCGGUGCCAUCUGUUUAURCCUUUUCUGCAGCUGAAACCCAACAGGAUCUCAGCCGGGCUCACUGCGUCCGAGCAGAACCGACUGGUUCUGAUCUGUUCUGCAGCCACUUACCACCUCUUGAAGAGUCAGCUUCCUGUUCCCACAAAACUAAAAGCAUCAGAGUUGGGAUGCUUUGAAAUUGACYGCUGACGGCGGUCACAUGUUCUGAAGGUUUCUGAGCAGCUAAUCGGACGCUGAGCUGGGGGGCGGGGCUUCCUAAAGGUGUAGAUUCCACUGGCAGGUUGUGUUUACGCUGCAGAACCGGCCGCAGCUCGGUCUGGAUGUGUUGCAGAGUCUCCUGGUGGCAGCAGGAAGUGGAUCAGUAAAGCUCUUCUAGCGAAUUGCUCUAAGAUGUGGCUGC